CCUCGGCUUGUGUGUGGUGCUAUAUACUGGAAUUUUAGGGAUGCGAGCUCCCAAUCCUCAACUCUAGGGCUCUUAUUCUCUCUUGUCUCUCUCCUCUCUCCCCUGUCCAUCGAUCGCCGUGACGUGCAUUCUCCAGCAAGUAGCGACCGAAAUUCGCGCGAUCUUGGAGCUUCUUGGAGAGAGAUCGAUCGAUCUGACUCGAGGGAGUGAGAGAAAUUUCUAACGCGGCAGCAGCACGGCACAGUGACCUGGACUAGGUAAUCCGGUUUGUCAUCUUGCGACUGCGACCAAUUCCAAGGGAUCCAGGAGAGCCGAGUAGUGGAUCGUGAUCGCAGCAAGAGCAAUCUCUGGCCAGCUAGGUUUAUCGAUAGCAGUAGAUGUUAAAAUUUCUGGGCGAUGGCUAGCGAUCGCGACGCCACCAGGAACAGGCGGCAGCACCGCAGCGGCAUGGUGGCUCUGGCCGAUUUGCUCAAGCAGGAGCACCUGAUCGAGAGGAUCGAGAAAGUGGAGAAGAAUGCCAUCCCGGUGUUCGUGUGCGGGGAGUCCGGACAAUCCAAGAAGGGCGAGGAUUUUGCUCUCGUCAAGAUCGAUUGCGAGAGAAUUCCGGGCGAUGGAUCAUCCACAUUUGGAGUCUUUGCGAUUUUCGAUGGUCACAAUGGAUCGGCGGCGGCAGUACACGCAAAAGAACACCUUCUCAAGGACGUCAUGAGCGCACUUCCAUCGCGACUGGAUCGAGACGAGUGGCUAUCAAUUCUCCCCGAGGCAAUGAUCAAAGGAUUUCUAAAGACCGACAGGGAUUUCCAACAGAAAGGACAAACGUCAGGAACCACCGUGUCUCUUGUGAUCGUCGAUAGAUGGACUGUGACUGUUGCGUCGGUUGGCGACUCUCGGUGCGUGCUGGACACUGAGGCCGGUGUAAUGCCAAUGACUGUUGACCACAGACUAGACGACAACGAAGCCGAGAGACAGAGAAUUGUCGAUUGCGGUGGCGAAGUCGGGAGAUUAAGCACAGCUCUCGGCGUGGAGUAUGGCCCAUUGAGGUGCUGGCCAGGAGGCCUUUGCUUAUCAAGAUCCAUAGGGGACGCAGACGUGGGAGAGUACAUCGUGGCGGUGCCUUUCGUGAAGCAAGUGAAGCUUCCCAAAACCGGAGGCCGGAUUAUCAUCGCGUCGGAUGGUGUGUGGGACGCACUCUCGACUGAGAAAGCUGCGAAGUGUUGCCGUGGAUUGCCACCCAACCUCGCGGCCAAGCAUAUCGUGAAAGAGGCACUAGGAGUCGCAGGCCUACGAGACGACACAACGUGCCUGGUAGUGGACGUAAUCCCACCGUACAAGCCCCACCAGAAUGGGAGAUCGAGCAGUGAGUCGGCCGUGCGAAGACCAUUAGUCUUGGAAGUUUUCGAGGAGGGAUCAGCCAAUCUCGCCGAAAGAACUGGAUUCCAAAGUCACAGGAUGGAAAACACGGUCGCCAUGUAAAACACCAAAAGAGAAAAACAAAGGAUUUUUUUUAAAAGAGAGAAUAUUCACCAA
Messenger RNA from Selaginella moellendorffii, 1527 nucleotides. Its product is annotated as probable protein phosphatase 2C 15. The transcript has 8 exons. Gene Ontology annotation, biological process: protein dephosphorylation. NCBI's taxonomy places the organism in Eukaryota, Viridiplantae, Streptophyta, Lycopodiopsida, Selaginellales, Selaginellaceae. Bases 397 to 1473 code for a protein of 358 amino acids. Gene Ontology annotation, molecular function: protein serine/threonine phosphatase activity. The record is from RefSeq and is a predicted model, not a curated record.